CAACAAACAGUGUGACGAUAAAUAUGCGUGAUAGCUAGCCCUGUUCUUAAAUAGUCCACUUACAGCAGCAGAGGCAUUCCUGUAAAAAAUGUUCCUCCUAAUCCACUGUUUUUGCAGGAAACGAUCCAAGUGGCAUCCAUCAACAGCUAUGGAAUGAAUGCUUUGGAACUUGCCCUGGACAUGAAACGAGAGGACAUCGUGGAAAUACUCUGUGCACAAAGAGAGUCAUUAAAAAGUCAGCCUGGAGCGGACAGCAGCAAUCCAGAAAAAUUUUCGACCAAUGCUGGCUCAGAACCAGUCGCAGAACGAGCUGAAGGUGGCCGUAUCAGUCUUCGUUCAAGAGUGGUGGCAGCGCUAGAGUCCGAGGAAAAUGCUACCAGGGUCCUCAAGUUGCUGGAGGACAGCAAAGACACCGUUGUGAAGAAGAUGAUAGCUUUCCUUCGAGUUUCUGGGCUCGGUGAAACGAUCUAUCUCAAGUAUCUUCAGGACUAUGAUGAUGAUGCCCUUCGAAGACUUUUCGUUAAUGUCCUGGAAAUCCCUCUUGACUAAGAUGGCACAGUGCCACUCUAUUGCUAUUAGCAUUUCUGCUUGUAUAUUUUGAAUAAACGACUGCUUUGUUCUUAAAACGAAA
Molecule: messenger RNA, 631 nt
Organism: Dermacentor silvarum
Lineage: Eukaryota; Metazoa; Arthropoda; Arachnida; Ixodida; Ixodidae
Exons: 4
Coding region: 154-549 (131 amino acids)
Source: RefSeq, a predicted model, not a curated record